UGUCUUGUUGGUUCACUGAGCAUCUACUUAAUACUAAGUUGCAUGUUUGAAAGCAAGAAAAGCACACUUGCACCACGCUUAAGUACUGAACAAUCUGAAAUCUCAAUUUUGACGAAACUCUUCAGGCCAAAUGUUUCUUGUCAAGGAGCUGAACACUUAAAGAAAUUUGUGCCAUAUGAAAUGGAUAACAUACUAGAACGCAGAGCGAAUGAAUACAAGCAAUAUCAACUCAGGAGGAAGACAAACGCAGAUAUUAUUAUUGCCCCAGCCAACUCUCCUCUCCAAUAUCCAAUCACAGGUUUCAGGGUAGCUCCUCUGAAGACAAGUUUGAUACCAGGUCUUGCUCUUCAAACACAAGGGAGAGGUUUAACAAACAAGAGGGAGGUGUACAAGGUGUCUUUGAGUGUGAAGAGUGGAGUGCUCUCAGUGGAGGAUCUUCUGGAUGGAGAUCAGGUGGAGGGACAGGGUCAGAGUGAACUGACCAUCUCAUCCAGCAACCUCACACACCUCAAUGAUCUGCUGUCCAGAGUGACCUACACCAGCACCAUCUACCACAUCAGAACAUCAGACCUGGUUUUUUUUACUUUUGGGGAUCACAAGGCCAUAUUUCCAAUCAUGAUCAGGAGACCGUCAGUUCCUGUUUUGUAUGACCCAGGAAAAGAUAUCAACUCACAAGUGACCAUAAUAACCAAGACCUUUCUGAGGUAUAAGGAGCUGAGUGUCCUCAUCCAGAGUAUCAGGAAAUUUUACCCAAAGAUCAAGAUCAUUGUUGCGGAUGACAGCCUGAAACCUGAAAAUGUGUCUGGAAACAACAUUGAGCAUUACAUCAUGCCUCCUGCACAGGGCUGGUUUGCAGGCAGAAAUCUGGCUGUAUCUCAACUCACAACUAAAUACUUCCUGUGGGUUGAUGACGACUUUGAGUUCUUGAGUGAGACACGGAUCGAGAGAUUUGUGGAGAUUAUGGAAGCACUUCCAGAUCUAGAUGUUCUUGGUGGUGAGGUUUCGGGGGACCAGUUCUACUUUGUUCUGCAGUAUGACGAGGGAGAUGAGAAUGACGGCGGCUGCCUAAGACGUAUUAGAGAGUUUCAUCAACCACUUCCAGGUUAUGAUGGCUGCUUUCUAGUGGAUGGUGUUGUUAAUUAUUUCUUGGCUAGGACUGAUGCUGUACGAAGGGUUGGCUUUGAUCCGUUCCUCAAAAGAGUCGCUCACACCGAGUUCUUCAUUGAUGGAGUUGGCAAGCUGAUGGUUGCUUCGUGUAAAGGCCUUUCUGUUGGUCACCAGACACAUCGAGCACAGGAUGAAUAUGACAUUUAUAGGAAUCAAAGAAAAUCUGAUGAAAGGCGAAAACUGGCUCACCAUUUCUUUAAGAACUAUCUUAACUACAUCAAGUACUGAUUAGUAAUAAUUAGUAAUUAUUUUUUAAAACAAUCAAAUCUGAUUAUCGAUUAUUCACAAAACAUCUGCCAGCUACGU
This is a messenger RNA of Carassius carassius (crucian carp), 1473 nucleotides long. Its product is annotated as beta-1,4 N-acetylgalactosaminyltransferase 1-like. Gene Ontology annotation, biological process: UDP-N-acetylglucosamine metabolic process; UDP-N-acetylgalactosamine metabolic process. The transcript is spliced from 11 exons. NCBI's taxonomy places the organism in Eukaryota, Metazoa, Chordata, Actinopteri, Cypriniformes, Cyprinidae. Bases 43 to 1395 code for a protein of 450 amino acids. The record is from RefSeq and is a predicted model, not a curated record.